AUGCCUCUGGGAAAACCUGCCCCCUUAAACAAGCGGAAAAAGCUCACCAAGAUUGUAACUGACUUAUCACAUGUCCUUCAGGAUGAAUAUGAGUCGGAGCCAGAGGCAUCAGAGUUCGACCUGGGAACAAAGAUUAGGACUCCCAAAGACAUCAUGCUGGAGGAGCUUUCCCUGAUGAAGAACAAAGGCUCCAAGAUGUUCAGGAUGAGGCAGCAGAGAGUGGAGAGGUUCAUCUACGAGAACAACCCAGACGUCUUCAGCAGUGAGUCUAUGGACAACCUCCAGAAGUUUGUUCCCUCUCUGGGAGGUCAGAUUGGAGGGGACAUGAUAAAUGUUGGUGGGCAUUAUGUCAGCAAACAGGCUGGACAGCUGCAUUUUAUAGGGCUAGGCCCAGGAGGGGCCCCUGUGCCUCCUCCGAAGCCUGGAAGCAAAGGUGCAGGAGGAGCAGGAGGUGCAGGAGGAGCAGGAGGUGCAGGAGGACUGGCUGGGGGUGACCAUGGGAAAGGUGGAAUAGGAGAAGGAACUAGUGAGUGGUCCCCAUUAAAAGGAGGUAAAAAGGAUGAUGCAUCUAAGAAGGUUCUUCUGAAGACAUAUGUGUCACCAUGGGAGAAGGCUAUGAAGGGUGAUGAAAAACUGAUAGCCACCCUGAAAACUGGAAUGCCCGGUCCCAUUGAUAAAAUCGAUUUGCGCAAGUACAAAAGCUUCAACAGGUGUGCCAUGCCCUUUGGCGGCUUUGAGAAGGCCAACCAGUUCAUGAAAUUCCAGCUGCCAGAAGCCGAGGCCAAACAGGAGCCUGAACCCGCAGUUGUGUACCAACAAGACAUCGGCUGCCGGCCUUCCUUCAACCGCACUCCUAUUGGCUGGGUGGGCAGUGGUGAGCCCGGCACCAUUCAUAUGGAGACAGAUGCUGUGCCCUUCGAUGGAGAGACCGAUGAGCUGUGA
Messenger RNA from Centropristis striata (black sea bass), 942 nucleotides. RefSeq names its product myozenin 1a (gene myoz1a). The transcript has 5 exons. The record is from RefSeq and is a predicted model, not a curated record. Gene Ontology annotation, cellular component: actin cytoskeleton; Z disc. Bases 1 to 942 code for a protein of 313 amino acids. Gene Ontology annotation, molecular function: actin binding; FATZ binding; telethonin binding. NCBI's taxonomy places the organism in Eukaryota, Metazoa, Chordata, Actinopteri, Perciformes, Serranidae.